Molecule: messenger RNA, 2765 nt
Organism: Pyrus x bretschneideri (Chinese white pear)
Lineage: Eukaryota; Viridiplantae; Streptophyta; Magnoliopsida; Rosales; Rosaceae
Product: probable myosin-binding protein 5
Exons: 4
Coding region: 365-2137 (590 amino acids)
Molecular function (GO): myosin binding
Source: RefSeq, a predicted model, not a curated record
UAGACCGUUAUUUCAGGUACAAGCCAAGCCUAACAACCGCCAUUUUUCUCCAAACCAAAUUUUCCUGCAUGUUUCCAUGUAUAGGCAGCAAAAUUCCACCACCCAAAAUUUAAAACCUUGCUUCGGAAAACCUUGCCCUCUCCUUCUUUUAGACAUUUCACACACCAACACACAGCGAAAGGUCGUGAUCUCGGAACGGUUUCGUGCUCCGCCAAGGUCAUGAUCUUAAGCACUUUUGAGAAGAAGCACUUUUGACUCCAUUGUCGUGCUCUCUCUCUUGUUUCCGAACGAAUUCAGAUAGAGAGAAGGCCGGCAUUUGUUUGUUUUACGGUUGUUUUCGUGUUGGAACAGCGAAAAAACCAAUAUGACGAAGCGAUCUUUUACUCGUUAUGUUGAGCAAGAGCUGGGGAGGGUGCCGCAUUUUGUGCUCUACGCUUUGCUCGAAUGGACGCUGAUCAUUCUGCUCUUCGCUGACGGGUUCCUUGCGUUUGUUGCCAACGAAUUUGCCAAGUUCUUCGAGCUGCAAAUCCCGUGCUGGCUCUGCACCAGAAUCGAUCACAUUCUGGUUCAUAGGGACCAGGGUUUCUAUUACAAUGACUCCAUUUGUGAGGGUCAUAGGAAAGAUGUUUCGCAUCUUGCUUAUUGCCACAACCACAAGAAGCUGUCUGAUAUACGAAAAAUGUGCGAGGCGUGCCUGCUUUCGUUUGCAACCGAGAAAGAAUCUGACUGCGAUACGUACAAGUCCUUAGUUGGGAUCUUGCACAAGGAUCUCGAGUGCUUUGUCGAGGAUGAUCACCACCAAAUUCAGCUGAGUGUGCAGGCGGCAAGGACGUGGGAGGAGACGACGGGGCAGGUUGAGAAGAGCAACAGCAUUGUUCGGGUUUCAUGUUCGUGUUGUGGUGUGCCAUUGAAGAUGAGCUCCUCUUCCAACUCCUAUCCCAAGGGGAAAAAUGGCAGCGCAUUAGCGCAGGCGCCCACGCCUUCUCCACGAGCACCCUUGAGAAGCGAUGAUCGCAGCUUGGACUUGCCCCACAUUCGAUGCACUGAACUCAAACUCAUGUCGGGUCAUGAGUCCGAGCUUCCAGAGGACGAGUAUGGAUCACAACCACCGAAUCGUGACUCUCAGUCAGUCAAGGAAGAUCCGAAAGCAGAAGGUGAAGAUUUGGCUGAUGAUGCAAACAGGACACCUCUUUUCGGUAAAGGAAACAGGUUUUUCGGAAUCCCACUUACAGAUUCAGCUACAAGCAGUCCUAGGGUGGCAAUGAGGAUUUCGAGGAAAUCGCCACUUGAAAAAACCGGCGAGUAUGCCUUGGAAUCUGUCGAGGAAAGCACUCCAAAUGAGGCAGAGUGUGAUUCCAUUUUGCACCGGUUGAAGAGGCAGGUCCGGUUAGAUAGGAAGUCGCUGAUGGCAUUGUACAUGGAGCUAGACGAAGAAAGAAGCGCUUCGGCUGUGGCAGCGAACAAUGCAAUGGCUAUGAUCACCCGGCUUCAAGCAGAGAAAGCUGCUGUUCAGAUGGAGGCCUUGCAGUAUCAGAGAAUGAUGGAGGAACAGGCGGAGUAUGACCAAGAAGCGCUGGAAGCUACGUAUGAUCUGCUUGCCCAGAGAGAGGAGGAGCUCAGGCUUAUAGAAGCUGAAGUAGAGGCGUACAGAGAAAAAUACGGAUUGCUGAAGGAAUUCGCUUACGAAUCUGGUGAUGAAGGCAAGGGGAAAAAUGAAAGUGGAACUUCUCCCGGUGAGCCCAACAGCGAAAACACACAAAAUGAUCAACCAAAGGAGGAGAAUGUAGAGGGAGCCCUUGCUGAAUCUUUGAAGCCUUUGAAGGGGGAGAAAACCUACCUCCUCGGUCGGAUUAAGAAACUCGACAAGAGAAGCAACUUAUCCGCUAAUCAUCUGGAUGAGAUAGGAAACGGAAACAAAGCUGCUCUAACAAGGCAACUGUCAAUGCUGUCUCAUCUCAGUGAAAGGGUGAAGGUCCUUGAAUCAGACACAGGAUUGUUAGAGUAUGCAGCUAAGACACUUGAGAAACAUAGUGAAGGAACAAAACUCUUAACAGAGAUAACUCAAAACUUACAGAAGCUUCGGCAUCUCGUCAUGAUGCCACCGGAGGAAAACAAGGAACGCAACGGGUUACCGUAGAUUUUUCCGGCAUCCCUAAUAGUUCCGAUGGUAGAAAAGGUGAGGCCAAAACCUCACAGCCGAGGAGCAAACCCGGCCGUGGAGGACCAGAAGGGCCGGGCGAACCUCCGCAGACGGAUUGUUUCUUGUCCAUUAGAGAGUUCUUCUGUUACACUAGAGUCGUUGCUUCAUGUAUGGAUCACCAAGCAUAUGAUUUUCCUGUACUUUGUAUUCUCUUUACCCAUGAAGGAGGUUUCCCCUCCCUAAAUCGAUUAUUUUUUGUCUCGGCCAUGUCGGUCUCCCGACAUGUAAAUGGAAAAAACCACUUGGAUUACCACCCAAUUCGACAGAUUACCAAUCGUUCCGUUCACCGGAGACUGAAAGCAGCUCAUAAAGAACAUGUUAUCGCUAAUUCCGUCGUCAUUCGUUUCAACUCUUUUAAUACAAGACACGAGUCUUACUGAAAUCAUCCUAUAAAUCACAUGAAUUAAGCAGCAGAACAACUUUAACCAAAAGAAUGAUAUGUUUUCUUUCCGUCUCUUUCUCAACUAAACAUCAAAACUCAUCUUCUUUGUAAGACAAAUCUACAAAAAGCAACACGACGCGAGAAGAUUGCUAAUAGGCGGUACGCUAUGCGGAUUACAAAAAA